Messenger RNA from Cercopithifilaria johnstoni, 756 nucleotides. Lineage: Eukaryota; Metazoa; Nematoda; Chromadorea; Rhabditida; Onchocercidae. The record is from the annotation of a GenBank genome assembly.
AUGGAAUUCGAAUUGUGUCAUAAUGAUAGCAAAAAAAAGCAAUACUUCUUCAUCUCAUCCAUAUUAGUCCUCAAUAAUCAAGUAGAGCUAAAAAUGUCGAACGAUAAUAGCAACAAUGAAAUGAUCGAUUUUGAUGAAAUAUUUUAUGGUUAUCCAAUCCCGAAAAAUUCGCCUGAUCAAAAAUCACUAUCGAAAGGAAUUCAACUUCCGGUACGCUUGAGACACUUCAUACCAUAUUCAUUCACUGGUGCAAUAUCGUAUGUUGGCUCAUUCAUUGAGGGAGAUUGCCUUGAAGGUGUAACUUACUUGAUCUUCGACACCCCGAUCGCCAUAAAGCCUGGGCUACAUCUGAUAAGAUUUUACUCCAGCAUCAAUUCAACACGUCCCAUACAAGAUAUUCGACCAGCACGAUAUUAUAUGCCGUCAAAUAUAGAAUUUUUAGAGGAUGAAUACGAAGACAAUAAAUUUUGUCCAAGUGCCCGGGCUCAGACCAAUGAUAAGCCUUCUGCAGAUGCAAGUUUAGAUAUCUCUCAAGAUAUUCAUGAUUUAUUCGAUGAAAAAAGUUUGGGUGAAACGAUACUGCCCAAACUGCCAAUUAUCGUAAGUGCGGGAAAAGGACGACUCGUUUCGUCGCAUUUAUUAACUGUCACAAUACCACCACUAAUGCAUAUGUCAUCCGUCAUCCAUCACCUUGUCAGCUGGCCACCUUGUCCUGAUGUUCCUGGCAUUCCCUUGCCGCCUCCAGAUGUUCAGUAA